Messenger RNA from Penicillium pulvis, 456 nucleotides. RefSeq lists its product as uncharacterized. The record is from RefSeq and is a predicted model, not a curated record. NCBI's taxonomy places the organism in Eukaryota, Fungi, Ascomycota, Eurotiomycetes, Eurotiales, Aspergillaceae. The coding region runs from base 1 to 456 and encodes 151 amino acids. The transcript is spliced from 4 exons.
AUGGUGUUUUUAGAUGAGGGGUCUAUUGCCGCCGCUGCUUUCACGCAGUUCACCACUGUCCAUCAACAUUUGCUCAACGUGGUAAUUGGCAAGAGCGCUCUCAACAGUCCUCUUAGUGGAGGGGGAAUGACCGGAGUCCUGGACUUGUUAGCUUUUCAGCCUGAGUUGGAUCCUGUCCAAUCCACUGAAGAUGCUGCCAAGGCUGAAGCAGAUUAUGCCACGUUGGUGGGAUUGGUGAAUACAUUUGCCAGUAAUCUUCAUACCAAGAUGAAGGAGCCUUGGAUGGCAAAAUGGACACAAGGUUUCCAGUCGACCCUCAAGGAGACAGCGGCUAUCAUUGAUAAUCUCGGAUCGUAUCUUCAAAGCGCCACUCCUGAUGGCAUUGCCGGAGCUACCACUACUCAGCAGCGAGAGGGGAUGUUCACCAUCGUAAACGGGCCACUUGAACUUAACUAA